AUGAUUUCAUUUUUUCUUUCUUUCUUUCUUUCUUUCUUUCUUUCUUCCUUCCUUCCUUUCUUUUUUUUCUUUUUCUUCCUUCCUUUCUUUCUUUCUUUUUUUUCUUUCUUUCUUCCUUCCUUUCUUUCUUUUUUUUCUUUCUUUCUUUCUUCCUUUCUUUCUUUCUUUUUUUUCUUUCUUUCUUUAUUACUUCAUGAUUUCACUUGUUUCUUUCUUUCUUUUUUUCAAACCUCGUCAACGAAUUUCAUUCUGUUUCCUUCCAUUCUUAUUCUUUCUUUCUAUUUUUCUCCCUCCUCCCUCUGCUCCCUUCUUUCUCUCCCACCUUCCUCUGCUCUCUUCUUUCUAUCUUUCCUCCCUUACUUCUCUCCCUCAUCCCUCUCUUCUCUCUGUUCCAUUCUUUCUUUCUUUCUUUCUUUCUUUCUUUCUUUCUUUCUUUCUUUCUUUCUUUCUUUCUUUCUUCCUCCCUCUUCACUCCAACCUCCUCUCACGUAUCUCCUCACGUUUUCCUCUCACCCCCCACUCUGCUUUCCCUUCCUUCCUUCCUUCCUUCCUUCCUUCCUUCCUUCCUUCCUUCCUUCCUUCCUUCCUUCUCUCCCUCAUCCCUCUCUUUUCUUCCUCAUCUCUCCCUCUGUCUCUUCUGUCUGCUCCCUUCUAUAUCUACUUGUUCUCUCUUUCCGUCACUCUCAAAUUUCUGUCAUUUUCCCUUUCUUGAUUGAUUUCUUCGUAUUUCUUUCCUUCUUUAUUACCUAUUUCUCUUUUCUCUCUCUCUCUCUCUCUCUCUCUGAACAUUUGAAUUACUUUCUACCCCUCCCUUAUUCAUUUCCUUUCAUCUUUUCCCCUACCUUCGCAUUCUCUCUCUCUCUCUUUUACCACCUCAAUCAUUUUCUCUAUUUCCAAUAUGAACGUUUCUUUCUCUCCAACAUUCUACCUUUUCGCGCCUACCAAACGCCUCCUCUCAGUCUGCCAAAUCCCAAUACCGCCUUUACUGUGUCUCCCCACAAAUCUUCUACUUACCCAGCCACAAAUACUUACUACAGCCAUUACAGCCUAUUUUAUACUCUGUUGGAUUUUUGA
Messenger RNA from Acanthosepion pharaonis, 1074 nucleotides. Lineage: Eukaryota; Metazoa; Mollusca; Cephalopoda; Sepiida; Sepiidae. The record is from the annotation of a GenBank genome assembly.